AUGGCGUGUAACAUACCUAACCAAAGACAGCGGACUAUGUCGACAUGUGGAGAAGCUCUAUAUGAAAUUCUUGGUCUGCAGAAAGGAGCGUCAAAUGAAGAAAUUAGGAAAACCUACAGAAAAUUGGCCCUGAAACACCAUCCAGACAAGAAUCCAGAUGAUCCAGCUGCUGCUGAGAAGUUUAAAGAAAUCAACAAGGCCCACACAAUACUUACCGACAUGUCAAAGAGAAAUAUAUAUGACAAAUAUGGAUCUCUGGGACUCUAUGUGGCCGAGCAAUUUGGAGAUGAAAAUGUUAAUACCUACUUUAUGCUGUCAAGCUGGUGGGCAAAGACCCUGUUUGUCAUCAUUGGCCUCUUGACGGGCUGCUAUUUUUGCUGCUGUCUGUGCUGCUGUUGCAACUGCUGCUGUGGACGCUGCCGGCCCAAAUCAUCGGUGCCAGAAGAGGAUUUCUAUGUGUCCCCAGAGGAUCUUGAGGAGCAGAUCAAGACUGACAUGGAAAAAGAUGCCGACUUGCCAGUUGUUCUCCAGCCUGCAAAUGCAAAUGAGAAAACACAGCUAAUCAGAGAAGAACCUCGAAGUUAUUGCAUGGAUUCAUAA
Diceros bicornis minor is the source of this 600-nucleotide messenger RNA. RefSeq names its product DnaJ heat shock protein family (Hsp40) member C5 beta (gene DNAJC5B). NCBI's taxonomy places the organism in Eukaryota, Metazoa, Chordata, Mammalia, Perissodactyla, Rhinocerotidae. The coding region runs from base 1 to 600 and encodes 199 amino acids. The transcript is spliced from 4 exons. The record is from RefSeq and is a predicted model, not a curated record.